Messenger RNA from Cuculus canorus (common cuckoo), 2586 nucleotides. It is a transcript of the gene KCNH2, whose product is annotated as potassium voltage-gated channel subfamily H member 2. Gene Ontology annotation, molecular function: inward rectifier potassium channel activity. Gene Ontology annotation, biological process: regulation of ventricular cardiac muscle cell membrane repolarization; regulation of heart rate by cardiac conduction; potassium ion transmembrane transport. The coding region runs from base 99 to 2585 and encodes 828 amino acids. NCBI's taxonomy places the organism in Eukaryota, Metazoa, Chordata, Aves, Cuculiformes, Cuculidae. The transcript is spliced from 9 exons. Gene Ontology annotation, cellular component: membrane. The record is from RefSeq and is a predicted model, not a curated record.
GUCCUUGUUCCAAGGGCACCGGGACCCCCCGCGGCGCGGGGCCCCCCCCGGGCUCGGCCCCCCCCGUCCCCGCGGGCGCUGCCCAUGGGCCGGGCAGGAUGCCGGUGCGGAGGGGGCACGUGGCCCCCCAAAACACCUUCCUGGACACCAUCAUCCGCAAGUUCGAAGGGCAGAGCCGCAAGUUCAUCAUCGCCAACGCGCGGGUGGAGAACUGCGCCGUGAUCUACUGCAACGACGGCUUCUGCCAGCUGUGCGGCUACUCGCGCGCCGAGGUGAUGCAGAAACCCAGCACCUGCGACUUCCUCCACGGGCCCCGCACGCAGCGCGGCGCCGCCGCCCAGAUCGCCCAGGCGCUGCUGGGCGCCGAGGAGCGCAAGGUGGAGAUCUGCUUCUACCGCAAGGACGGCAGCUGCUUCCUGUGCCUGGUGGACGUGGUGCCGGUCAAGAACGAGGAUGGGGCCGUCAUCAUGUUCAUCCUCAACUUCGAGGUGGUGAUGGAGAAGGAGAACCUGGGCUCGCCCGACAAGGACACCAACCACUGGGUCACCCCCGCCACCUGGUUCCCUGCAGGGCGCAGCAAGUCCUUGCGGCUGAAGCUGCCGGCGCUGCUGGCGCUGGCGGGCAGCAAGCAGUCGCUGCCGCCGGAGCCGCCCGAUGCCGCUGUCGUCGUCGACUUCUCCAAGCAGAGCAGCGACUCGGGCCCCGAGGAGGCCACGUCGUCGCUGGAGCCCCUGGGCGGCCCCUUGGGGGGGACCCAAGGCGAGGACGAGGCGGCGCUGAUGGGGGACGAGCCCCCUGUCACCCACUCGUCGCCGCGUGGCGACCGCCUGGCGCUGCACGCCGCCUUCUCCAACUGCAGCCUGGUGCGCAGCCGCUCGCGCGAGAGCGUGCACAGCGUGCGCCGCGCCUCCUCCGUCGAUGACAUCGAGGCCAUGAAGGGCGAGGGCGACAAGCGCUGCCACAACCGCCACGCCAGCACCGGCGCAGGCAUGCACCGCGGCUCCAGCACCGGGGCCAUGAACAACGUGCGGAGCGCGCUGCUCAACUCGACGUCGGACUCGGACCUGGUGCGGUACCGCGCCAUCAGCCGCAUCCCCCAGAUCACCCUCAACUUCGUGGACUUCAAGGCUGACGCCUUCUUGGCCGCUCCCCCCGGCGAGAAGGAGAUCAUCGCCCCCACCAAGCUCAAGGACCGCACGCACAACGUCACCGAGAAGGUCACCCAGGUGCUGUCGCUGGGCGCCGAUGUCCUCCCCGAGUACAAACUGCAGGCGCCGCGCAUCCACAAAUGGACCAUUCUGCACUACAGCCCCUUCAAGGCCGUCUGGGAUUGGCUCAUCCUCCUCUUGGUCAUCUACACGGCCAUCUUCACCCCCUACUCGGCCGCCUUCCUCCUCAACGACCAGGAGGAGGUCCAGCGCCACCACUGCGGCUACUCCUGCAGCCCCCUCAACGUGGUGGACCUCAUCGUGGACAUCAUGUUCAUCAUCGACAUCCUCAUCAACUUCCGCACCACCUACGUCAACUCCAACGAGGAGGUGGUCAGCCACCCGGCCAAGAUCGCCAUCCACUACUUCAAGGGUUGGUUCCUCAUCGAUAUGGUCGCCGCCAUCCCCUUCGACCUCCUCAUCUUUGGCUCCGGCUCCGAGGAGACCACCACGCUGAUCGGGCUGCUGAAGACGGCGCGGCUGCUGCGGUUGGUGCGCGUGGCGCGUAAGCUGGACCGCUACUCGGAGUACGGGGCGGCCGUGCUCUUCCUGCUGAUGUGCACCUUCGCGCUCAUCGCCCACUGGCUGGCGUGCAUCUGGUACGCCAUCGGCAACGUGGAGGGGCAGCGCAUCGGCUGGCUGCACUCGCUCGGCGAGCAGAUCGGCAAACCGCUCAACGGCAGCGACCCCCUCUGCGGCCCCACCAUCAAAGACAAAUACGUCACCGCCCUCUACUUCACCUUCAGCUCUCUCACCAGCGUCGGCUUCGGCAACGUCUCGCCCAACACCAACUCCGAGAAGAUCUUCUCCAUCUGCGUCAUGCUCAUCGGCUCGCUGAUGUACGCCAGCAUCUUCGGCAACGUCUCGGCCAUCAUCCAGCGCCUCUACUCGGGCACCGCGCGGUACCACACGCAGAUGCUGCGCGUCCGCGAGUUCAUCCGCUUCCACCAGAUCCCAAACCCCCUCCGCCAGCGCCUGGAGGAGUAUUUCCAACACGCCUGGUCCUACACCAACGGCAUCGACAUGAACGCGGUGCUGAAGGGCUUCCCCGAGUGCCUGCAGGCCGACAUCUGCCUGCACCUCAACCGCAGCCUGCUGCAGAACUGCAAGCCCUUCAAGGGGGCCACCAAGGGCUGCCUGCGCGCCCUGGCCAUGAAGUUCAAGACCACGCACGCCCCGCCUGGGGACACGCUGGUCCACGCCGGCGACGUCCUCACGGCCCUCUACUUUAUCUCACGGGGCUCCAUUGAGAUCCUGCGCGGGGACGUGGUGGUGGCCAUCCUCGGUGAGUCAUGGGAUCGUGGGAUCGCUUGGUGGGGAAAGGCCUUGGAGGUUGUUGAGUCCAACCAUCCUUGUCCACCACUGAACCAUCCCUGAG